AUGAACUCGGGAAGUUAUCCAUUUCCGUCGAUUUCCGCCAUCAAGGAACUCCGUGGUCUUGAUACCCCAUCAACGCCACCUUUUGCAUCGCCAGUGGUGACUCUUUCUGACAAUUUACUUGCCUCAAAGAGAACCCUCUCCAACGUGGAGCAAAGUUAUUUCGACAGCGUUUCCACGUCACGCACUCAGCCUACUAGUGUGGCCUCGUCAGUGCUGUCUGGGAUGCUCAGUACUAUGGAAACUUCACAUCAACGCAUCAAAUCCAUUUCUGAACUCACCACGUUGGAUGAACUUUUGGAUUACUCCUCGUUUCUUCACCAGCAGCGUGAUACGGUGGUGCAUGCAUUCGAGGUAGCACACAAGAGGCUUCAGGAAUCAGGAUGGUGUUCGACUCAUGAUCUUCAGAAUUUGCAACUUCAACAAGACACCUCGCUAUGCCAGCUUGACACGAAACUUUUGCAGGUUGAAGAAAAGUUGAACGCCGAGUUUGAUACUUCCAUCUUCAACAAUAAACCACAACAAGAAAAGAAAGGAAAAGAAAAGGAACUUCCAAGAAGUCCCAGUUUAAAAGUCUUGGAAAGCAGAUGCUUUUCAUUUGCUGAUUUAUGA
Messenger RNA from Meyerozyma guilliermondii ATCC 6260, 609 nucleotides. RefSeq lists its product as uncharacterized. The transcript has a single exon. The coding region runs from base 1 to 609 and encodes 202 amino acids. The record is from RefSeq and is a predicted model, not a curated record. NCBI's taxonomy places the organism in Eukaryota, Fungi, Ascomycota, Pichiomycetes, Serinales, Debaryomycetaceae.